CAACUGCAGGAAUUGUGGAAGACUAGGAUAAUGUGGGUGUCACCUACAGUGUUUGUUGUUUAUUUCACUUGAGGCCCUUUUUCAGUAAAGCCAUCACCUGGCCUUGGUCCCGUUGAACUGGCAGCUGUCAUUGCUGGACCAGUCUGCUUCGUCUGCAUCUCACUCAUGCUGAUGGUCUAUAUCUGCCAUAAUCGCACUGUCAUUCACCAUCGAGUGCCAAAUGAAGAGGAUCCUUCGUUAGAUCGCCCUUUUAUUUCAGAGGGUACUACAUUAAAAGAUUUAAUUUAUGAUAUGACAACAUCGGGUUCUGGAUCAGGUUUACCGUUGCUUGUUCAAAGAACAAUUGCAAGAACUAUUGUGUUACAAGAAAGCAUUGGCAAAGGUCGGUUUGGAGAAGUUUGGCGAGGAAAGUGGAGGGGAGAAGAAGUUGCUGUUAAGAUAUUCUCCUCUAGAGAAGAACGUUCAUGGUUCCGUGAGGCAGAAAUUUAUCAAACCGUAAUGUUACGACAUGAAAACAUCUUGGGAUUUAUAGCAGCAGACAAUAAAGACAAUGGCACAUGGACUCAGCUCUGGUUGGUGUCAGAUUAUCAUGAGCAUGGAUCCCUUUUUGAUUACUUGAACAGAUAUACAGUUACUGUGGAAGGAAUGAUAAAACUUGCUCUUUCCACAGCAAGCGGUCUUGCCCAUCUUCACAUGGAGAUUGUUGGUACCCAAGGAAAACCUGCCAUUGCUCACAGAGAUUUGAAAUCAAAGAAUAUCUUGGUAAAGAAGAAUGGAACUUGCUGUAUUGCAGACUUAGGACUGGCAGUAAGACAUGAUUCGGCCACAGAUACAAUUGAUAUUGCUCCAAACCACAGAGUGGGAACAAAAAGGUACAUGGCCCCUGAAGUUCUAGAUGAUUCCAUAAAUAUGAAACAUUUUGAAUCCUUCAAACGUGCUGACAUCUAUGCAAUGGGCUUAGUAUUCUGGGAAAUCGCUCGACGAUGUUCCAUUGGUGGAAUUCAUGAAGAUUACCAGCUGCCUUAUUAUGAUCUUGUACCUUCUGAUCCAUCAGUUGAAGAAAUGAGAAAAGUUGUUUGUGAACAGAAGUUAAGGCCAAAUAUUCCAAACAGAUGGCAGAGCUGUGAAGCCUUGAGAGUAAUGGCUAAAAUUAUGAGAGAAUGUUGGUAUGCCAAUGGAGCAGCUAGGCUUACGGCUUUGCGGAUUAAGAAAACAUUGUCACAACUCAGUCAACAGGAAGGCAUCAAAAUGUAAUUCUGCGCCUUUGCCUGAACUCCGCUUUUUCUUCACUUUGCUCC
Messenger RNA from Galeopterus variegatus (Sunda flying lemur), 1298 nucleotides. It is a transcript of the gene TGFBR1, whose product is annotated as transforming growth factor, beta receptor 1. NCBI's taxonomy places the organism in Eukaryota, Metazoa, Chordata, Mammalia, Dermoptera, Cynocephalidae. Gene Ontology annotation, biological process: activin receptor signaling pathway; transforming growth factor beta receptor signaling pathway; heart development. The record is from RefSeq and is a predicted model, not a curated record. Gene Ontology annotation, cellular component: activin receptor complex; plasma membrane. The transcript is spliced from 7 exons. Gene Ontology annotation, molecular function: SMAD binding; activin receptor activity, type I; ATP binding. Bases 166 to 1254 code for a protein of 362 amino acids.